Messenger RNA from Cyprinodon tularosa, 3130 nucleotides. RefSeq names its product OTU domain-containing protein 1. The transcript has a single exon. The record is from RefSeq and is a predicted model, not a curated record. Gene Ontology annotation, biological process: protein deubiquitination. Gene Ontology annotation, molecular function: cysteine-type deubiquitinase activity. The coding region runs from base 275 to 1504 and encodes 409 amino acids. Lineage: Eukaryota; Metazoa; Chordata; Actinopteri; Cyprinodontiformes; Cyprinodontidae.
CACAGUUUUUAACCAGCAGGCUCGGGUUGCAGUUUGAAAUCUAAAAUUAGGGAGGCACCCCCCCUCUCAGUAAAUGACGCAAGGGGCCCAAACUGGAGCGUGUCGUCGUCUCUGCGCUCCGCUGAUAACAGGACUGGGGGCCAUGGAGACAUUCCUCACAACUCCCUGCUGUUGUUGCCGAUGACACGGGGCUGCGUGUAUUUUUUAGCUGCUGUUGUCAUGUUUUCGUAACGGCCCUGCCGCUUCUCUCGCUAUAAAGGACUGCCGUUCAAACAUGCAGCUGUACAACAGCGUUCUCACACACUAUCCGAGGGCGUCUAGGUCCGGGAAAGUCACUGUCACUCUGUCCCCGGCGGCUGAGCGCUCCAAAGGGGCCGCGCAAAGUUCCUCUGAGGUCGACGGACAACUUCAAGUGCGCGCAACUUCAUCUACCGACAGGGGUGAGCCAAACAUGCCAGCCCUUUCCUGUUAUGAAGCCUCAUCGGUGAGGCCGGUUCACUUCACAUCUACGGCGGAGAUAAUAAUCCGUAGACCCGAUGGAGUGGAGAGGUCUGUGCCAGUUCACAUCCUAAAGGAGCCCAAUAACAAGCUGCAAAGAAGUGAGAAUCAGCUCUACAAUGACUGUGAUUCAGAUAUAACGGUGGUGGGGAUGGAUCAUGUGCCUAAUGGGACUGGUGAGAUGUUUCCAGGUAAUCAUGUUUUCAGGAGCAACAAUAUCAAUGGGACAGUGAGGAAUUCAUAUCAACCAGAAGCUGCUUCACAAACAUCUUCUAGAAGGAAUGGAUUUCCUCUGGUUGACAUAGAAGAAAUGUCUCCCGUUGGUUCAUCCAGUAAAGACUUUAACAAGGAGAAGGCAUUUGAGCUCAGCGUCCUGCAAGAAUCUCAGCCACAGAGAUGCCAAGAAACGGGGUGCAUCAACGAUAAGGUUACCCGCUACCUGGCCGAGGUGGAGAGGCAGAACAAAUACCUCCAGGAUAGGCGCAAGUACAGGUACCACAUCAUUCCAGAUGGCAACUGCCUAUACAGAGCCGUGUGUAAGGCGACAUACGGGGACCAGGCCAAGCAUGGGGAGCUGCGGGAGCAGACCGUGCACCACAUCGCUGACCACCUCGACGAGUUCAUCCCCAUCAUCGAGGGGGACGUCGGGGAGUUCUUGAUCAAUGCGGCACAAGACGGGGCAUGGGCCGGGUAUCCGGAGCUGCUAGCCAUGAGCCAAAUGCUGAAUGUCAAUAUCCACCUUACAACUGGCGGCAGCCUGGACAGUGCCACAGUAUCCACCAUGGUGCACUAUCUCGGGGAGGAGGAUGCCUCCAAACCUGCAAUCUGGCUCAGCUGGCUCAGCAACGGUCACUACGAUGUUGUCCUGGAUAAGCGCCUCCCCAAUCCGGAGUACGAGGACUGGUGUCGACGAUCGCAGAUGCAAAGGAAGCGGGACGAGGAACUGGCGAAAUCAAUGGCGGCCUCGCUGUCUAAGAUGUACCUUGAACAAAACGGUUCUGUUUGAAUUUAAUACUGUGUAACAGUGGACAUAUUUUGUUACAGAAGGAAAGAUAGACUUAUUUUGUUUCUACCUGCUUUAACUUAUUUUUGUAAGAUUUCUUGGCUUAAAUGUAUGUGCAGUGCACAGACUUGAGUUUUCUAUUUACAAGAACUCCAGGAUUGGAGUUUGAAAGGAUGUAUGGCUGUUUUUUGGAAGAUUUUAGUUAUGUUGAUCUGAGUGAAUAUUUGAGUUUGUUUUCUUGAAGUUUAAGGAAUUUAUUAGCCUUUUGUUUGGCUGACCAGUUGGAUUUCUCUGACAUAUGUUGUGUAGCAGUUGCCAUAUAUUUGAAAGUGGGUUCCCUGCAGUCUGGAAUUUGCUUUGGAAUUUGUCAUUUCUAGGUCUGAAUGAGUAGAGGAAAAGAAAAGUUUAGGAAAAUGUUUUAUAUUAUUUUCUAUUCAAAGGACAAAAACUAAUAUUUAAUGAUUGCAGUGAUUUUAUUUCUAGAUGACUUGCUUUGUCUUUUAUUUGCUGCACUAUGACUUGAUUUUUACAGUUUAUCCAUUAUCGCUUUGAUUUUUGACUUUCUGACUGUAUGUACUCUCAUUCAUUAAAAAAAGGCAACUUUACUACCUUUUUAGCUGCAGCUAACUUUAAAUUGAAGUCUUGGUAAAAUGCAAGGCUGAUUUUAAAAUUAAGCUGAUCUAAGUUUGUUAAGACAACAACAAAGACUGUUAUAUUUCACAUUCCAAAUAUUAGGAUCUCACGUACACAAAUAAAUCCAAAAUGUUCCCAAAGACUCCUCAGAAAACUGCCUAUUUGAAUCAGGAAAGCAUGAGAUUUUAAAGUGAAAUGUUUUAAAACCUAUUUUUGAAAUACAUUGAAAUCUUUAUUGCAUUUCUGCCACUUUUUAUGCAUUUUGUAGAAUCUCCUUUUUCUUUUCUUAGCACAAAAGUUCCAACUAGGCAUAGGGUGGAAUUCUCUUUGUUUUAUCCCCUAGCAAAGCAUUAGCACAAAAGCACUAGAUAUAGUGUUAAUUAGAUAUAAUUAAAUAUAAUCUAAUUGGUUUUACUUAAAGCAGUAAUGUAUUCCUAAUGCUAUUCAAGCAAAAUAUUACAGGUAUAACCAUUUUUAUUUAUGUUUUAUUAUUUACAGUCUUUAGAGACAUGUUUAAAAUAGAGACUUAUACUAGCUGAAUUUGGCGUUAGUUUUAGAGCUAAUAUGCACUAAUUACUUAUUCUAAGGGAGUUUGUAGUUUCUAGCUUGUGACAAUUUGUUCUAUUCUUUAAUCUGAAAUAACCCAAACUACAAAUUCCUUUCUUUUUUAGCAAGUGACAAGUUUAGUAGUUUUCCUUUAGUCAUAGCUGACCACGAGAGUUGCACCAACAGUUAGCUGCACUACUUUAACACACCUGGAGAAAAUUCCAGUAACUCCAGCACUUUAUCCGGUAUCUCAUUCUACCAAUUAUAAACUCUAAGAAUGUUAGAUUGUACAUUUUAGUACAAAUCUCGUUUUACCAUCAUACUAGUAUCCUGUCCAUGCCUAGUCCCAACAUAAUUGUUGGAAUUUAACUUAUUGUCAUUUAUUCCCAGUGAUUUGUAUUAAUGUAAACAAUUUCAUGUUUUUGGAUUACUUCUGAAUAAAAUAAGACA